AAGCAGUUCCGCUACCAGUUGAUUUCUGAGUGCUCAUGCAGAGCGCAACUCACCGUGGCCAUGGUUUGAGAGUUUAUCUUGGGCGGUCCGUGCUACCCCUUCUCAUUGCUAGAUUUUUUUUAGUUUUAGAUUCGUUAAUUUAUCCUUUUUGUACCAGUUGCUUUGAGGUGUGGCGCAAGCCCUCGUAACCCGCAUACCGUACCCUUUUUAGCCGUUUCUCGGUUCGUCUUCUAUCAUCUGAGAUCGCGAGUCUGGUACUCGUUCAAGCGCAUUCGCUGGGUUUUUUGGUUUCCCCGAUAGCCUAAAGACAUUGUUGCAUCGAGCAUUUUCGGCCUCUACCGCAAUGGACGAAUCACGCGUUGGCUUCACGCUUUUUCAGACAGACUGUUCGCAGUCCUCGCUCUACACUCUCCGCAUGCCAUUUGUUACAAGUUCUAGCCCGCAAUCCUCUCCUGCUACUAAUUUGGCCGCUGUUAGCUCGACAACGCCUGCUGACCCGGAGUCCGCAUCUUAUGUGUCCCUAGACCUGUCCGUUCCUUCCUGGUGGCUUCCUAUCGCCCAUGACAUCGCGUUUGCUGGUAAUGCAGCAGAUCUUGCGAAAAUCAAGGCGAAGGAAGCAGGAGCAGCGAAAAAUGACGAGGAUUGCGACGAAUGCUUCCUCGUGCUUGGCGGAACUGUGUUUGACGGGGAUAGACGGCAGGCGGUGCCGGCUACCCGCCUUGAAGUGCUCAACGAGCGGCUCCAACAGAUCGAACGGCGCGCGGGCGCGCUGGAUGAGCUCCUGGUGGCGAUCGAACGGCUGGCGGAGAGUCUGAAAGCGUCGCGAGGUUCAGGGGGCUCGGAAAGGAGUGGAGAUUACAGGAGGAGGGAGGAAAGCGGCGGUGGCGGAAGCGGGAGGAGACGCACGGAUGCGGGGGAAGAGGAUUGGGGGGGGAAUGAGGGGGAUUCGGAAAUGGAUGUCGACAGUGACGGAGGGCUUGGUUAUGGUGACGAUGAUGAUGAUGAUGAUGGGGAUGAUGGGGAUGAUUCCAGUGAUGGGGGUUCUGAUGACGAGGAUGCGAUGGAGGACGAAGAGGAUGAUGGGGAUGACGACUAUGGGUACGACGCGUUUUUAGAGGAGGAUGACGGCAUCCAGUGUGACAAAGACGAGGGGGAGGAUGGCCCGGAUUGGGAGUGGGGAGUGGGGCGAUUUCACUGCGUGUCCUCUGGAGCGGCUGCGGCCGAUUCUGCCACGGAUAGUUUGUCCCUGAUAGAAGCGGAGGCGUUAGAAGCACAGGCGGCGUGCCAUGCCGCGUUCUCCGCCGCACGCAAAGGCAAGAAGAGCCGGCCGAGUCCGAGCGCGGAGCGGGACGACCCGUGGCAGUUCGGCGCGGAGGAAGGGGGCGAGGCGGCGCGGGAGGAGGCGGAGCGCGUGCUGCGGUGGUGCACGGUGCGCAGCGUGGGCAAGCGCGGCAUGGUGCGCUUGCAGAUGGAGGCGGGCGGCAUCGUCAGCAACGCCAGGGCGCUCGCAGCGCUGGGCCUCUCCACCGCCUCCCCCAUCGUCCUCGCCUUGCACUUCCCCGACCACGCCUGGCGCCUCCGCCCCCUCCAAAAGCAGCAGCACCACCACCUCCAUCAGCGCCAUCACCACCAUCAGCAGCAGCAUGGGAGUGGGAGGGAAGCGCAAGUGCCAUCCUUCCCUGAGCCUUCGCGUGUGGUGGUGUCCCAGCCAGCGGCGGAGGGGGGGGAAGGAGGAGAGGUGGGCGGCGGGAAGGCGGAGCAGAGGAGGGAGCGGCGACAGGCGCUGGUGCGAGUGCUGCUGGAGCAGUGCGUGGGGCACUCCAGGAGCAUCAGCACGGACCCCCUCGUCCCCACCCACAACCCUGCCACCGCGGCCAACGGUAGCAAGAGCAGCAGCAACGGCACUGAUGGCAGCACGUGGAGCAGCAAUGCACCUCCCAAGCUGAGCGAGACUGCGAUGCUUGCUGCCUUGAAAAGGCUAGGCGGCUUGGAGCAGGUGAAAUCAGGCGCAGCAGCAUCGGCGUCAGCGCGGCUGGGGUGCAGUGUGCAGGAGGCGCUGGAGGCGCGGGUGCUGCAGGUGGUGGAGGCGGCGGACGAGCGCGUGGGUCGCGAGCCGCCGUGCCGAGUGGGGCUGGACUCGCUUCUGCCCGAUGCCGUCUCUGCCUUCGUCCAGGGGCUGGAGCUGCCCACGCAGAGGGGGGAAGAGAAAGGGGCGGGGAGAAAGGGAGGAGGGGAGCGGGGGGGGGGGAGGGUGGGUGGGAACGUGUUUGUGGGGCUGCUGGUGCACGUGGCGCGGCAGCUGCAGGCGGUGUGCGAGCGGUGUGUGAUCUGUGGGCAGCAGCUGGCGCUGAGGACGCAGCGCGUGCGCCCGUGCACCGCGGACUUCUGCCUCUACCGCUUUGAGGAGCUGGGGCUGGCGUCCGACAGCCUCUCCGAGCUGCGCGCCUUCCCCCUCGCCGUGCACCUCGACGUCACCCUCGCCCUCGCCGCCGCCCAGGCCGGCGCCCGCGACGUCUUUGAGCCCUUCCCCUCCUUCCUCCUCUGCUCCGCCCAGCAGCUCCGCGGCCGCUCCGGCUGGUUCUCCGCCCACUCCACCGCUGCUGCCAACGCUGCUGCUGCCACUGAUGCCAGCGGCGGCAGAAGCAGGGGAGCAGGGGGUGGCGGAGGGAGCGGAGCGGGUGGGGGGUAUGGAGGGGGGCAGGGCACGGGGGAGAGGGCGGAGGAGAGGGGCGGAGUGAGCAACAAGCGGCUGAGCGUGCUGAGCAGCGUGCUGCAGAACCUGCCGCCUCUGGCCGCCCUGCAGCAGUGCCAGUCCGAGUGGGAGCUCAAGCUGCUCCUCGCUGCUUCCUGGAUGCUUCGCUCUGCUGUCGUGCGCAAGGCCCUGCAGGCAGAGGCGGCGGAGAAGGCCAAAGUGGACGACCAGGUGGACGAGAGGGCUAAAGGGGUCGACCUGGCAGACAAGGGCAAAGCGGAAGUUGCAGGGGUAGGCGCCGCAGGGCAGGGAGAGGGGGCAGCUGCUGCAGAGGGAGGGUCAGGAGCAGGGGCAGGAGCAGGGUCAAGAAUAGGAGCAGGAGAAGGAGUAACAGUGGCGAGGGGUGAGAAGGCUGCAGCCGCGUCGGAGUCAGCCACGGCAAAGGCAGCAGCGAAGGGCGGAGGUGGGGGGAUGAGUGAGGAGCAGCGGGUGCUGGCGGACGUGCUUCUGCCGUACCGAGUGCUGCGCUUCGUCGUCAGCACCAGCCGCCUCACCCUCCUCAAUCUCCAGGGCGCGCCAGAGGCCACCGACCAGCCCCCCCAGCAGCCGAACGCCAGGCGCCACAAGAAGCAGCAGCAGCAGCAGCAGCAGCAGCAGCAGCAGCAGCAGCAGCAGCAGCAGCAGCAGCAGCAGGAGCCGGACUCCAUCCCCUUGAGUGUGGGCGUGCAGCCGUCUCUGCUGACCCCCGGCGAGGGGGCGGAGGGGGGCGAGUGGGCGUGCGCGGGGCUGCCCCUGACGGCGUGCCACCAGCUGGCAGUGUUCGCUGACGGGUGCCCCCAGCAGGCCCGCUUCGAGCGCCUGCGCCAAUCCAUGGGGUCCUUCUUCGCCUUCCACGGCAGCGCCACCCUUAACUGGUUCUCCAUCCUCCGAAACGGCCUUCGCAGCAUGAGCAACACGGGUUAUAUGUCGACUGGGGCGGCUUACGGCUCUGGAAUCUACCUCUCCCCUCACUUUUCGACCUCGUUUGCGUAUUCCAACGGGCAUGGGUAUGGGUCGGCUGGGGGCUUCUGCUGUGUGGCGAUCUGUGAGGUGGUGCAUUCGCCUGCGGCUAGGGGGAGGCCGCAGGAGAGGAUUGCGCCGGGGCAGGGGAGUACGAAGGAGGAGAGGAUGUAUGUGGAGGAAACUGUGGUUGAAGGGGGGGGCGGGGUUGGGAAGAGUGGUGGGGAGGAAGGGCAGGGGGAGGGGGAGACAGGAAUGAAUGUGGAUUCUUACCCUAGAAGUGCUUCUGCUGGUGCUGCUGGUGUUUCUGGUGCUGGUGGUGGUGGUGCUGCUGCUGUGGCUGGUUUUAGAGGUGCUCAGCAGCACGAGCAGUUACCGCAGGGGAAUGGAAUCAUAGUGGUGGAUCCGGGGUACGAGGAGCACGUGUGCAUCCGUUUCCUCCUGCUGCUAGCCCCAGGCUUCAACCCUACACAGCACGCCAGUCAGGUCACCGCGAGUGCCUUAGCAGCAGGAGGAGCCGGUGCUGCUGGUUCGGUGAGGGCUCGUGGCCCAUAUUACCAUCAGUCCCAGAUGGAUAUAGUGGAGGGGCGGACGCUGCUGGGAGUGGAUCUGAGGCAGACUCAUGCUCGUGUGUUUGCAGCAUGGCAGACGCGGAGGAGAGAGGCGUUUGAGUGGAGGCAAAAAGAGAGGCUGGUGGCGCUGGCGGGGGAAAGGUCAGAGGAGGAAGAGAUGAGGGAGAGGAAGUGGGAGAAGGAGCGGGAGAGGGAGAGGGAGGAGAGGCAGGAGAGGGUGGGUAAGCAGGGUGCUGGGAGGGCAACGGACAAGAAGAAUGCGACUCCGGGAGCGACGAAUGCGAUUCAGAAGGAGUACCGCAACAUGAUGAGGCUGCAGUCAAGAGGCCACAGCUCGCUCCCGACAGGCUCCUUCACGCUCGGUCUGCCAAUAGAGGACGACCUCUAUGUGUGGCGCAUCCGCCUCUCGCCCCAGGUCUUCAACGACACGCCCUUCCACUCCGAGCUAGCCCAGAUCUGUGCCAGCAGCAGCACAACUGCUGAUGACCCAUCCAGUGCUGCUAGUGCUGCUGGUGGAAGGAGCAGCGGGCGUGGGGGACAGGGGAGUAGUGCGAGUAAAUCUUCUACAGGGGGGAGAGAGGGAGCGGCAGGAGCAGCAGCAGCAGGAGGAGGAGGAGCAGGAGUGGAACUGGAGAUCCGGUUUCCAGGUGGCUUCCCCUUCGACCCCCCAUUUGUGCGGGUCGUGUCUCCCCGCUUUGCCUUCCACACAGGCCAUGUCACUGUCGGCGGUUCUAUCUGUAUGGAGCUCCUUACUCAGUCUGGUUGGUCCCCCGCCUACUCCCUUGAGUCGCUCCUGGUGCAAAUAGUUGCGAAUAUGGCUGCGGGAGGGGCGAGAGUGGAUCCGCUGUAUGUGAAUGCAGGCAGGUGUGGUUGCAGGGAGGGGCCUCAUGCGGGGGGGUGCUAUUCGCUGGCCGAGGCUAAGGAUGCGUUUACUAGAGUGGCGGGGCAGCAUGGGUGGAAGGUGUGACGGGGGGGAGGGUGGAAGAAAGGUGUGAAGGAGGAGGGGUGGAUGGUGGAAUGGGAAGGAGGGAGGAGGAGAGGAGAGAAGACAGGGAGGAGAAUAGAAGAAAAAACAGAGGAGAGGAAUCAGCCGACAGGUGAUGGGUAAGGGGGAAGCAAACCCGAAAGAGCCAAAGAAGGGGGAGAGCCAGGAAAGGGGGGGAGGAGAGGAGGAGAGGGAUUGGAUGACAGGUGAUGGGCAAGGGGGGAGCUGGAAGGGUAGAAGAAGAUUGCAGGCUUGAUUUGCGCGAUGGAGAGGAGAAAUUGUUUCAGGAACCAGGAAAGGAGGGGAGAGGAGAGUUGGGGAAGGGGGAAGGAAGAAAUGGUUAGGUCAAGAGAGCGGUGGUAUGCAGCUAGGUGCUAUUUGCAUGGAAAGGCAUGAGGUGUCCAUGUGAGGGUGUGCGGAGAGCAGUAAAUGAGGUGUUGGUGCCAGCAGAUCAAUGGAUUGGAACAGCUUUAUUUGUGCUACAAUGCUCUUUCGCUGUUCGACUUGCUCUGGGCUCUUUUUAUGUAAAUAAAGGUUUGUGUUACUG
This is a messenger RNA of Closterium sp. NIES-67, 5795 nucleotides long. Lineage: Eukaryota; Viridiplantae; Streptophyta; Zygnematophyceae; Desmidiales; Closteriaceae. The record is from the annotation of a GenBank genome assembly.